ACAACAGUUUAUUGAAUAGAGUUACAGAUUGUGAGCCAUUGUCUCACAUUUCAUAUCAAAUGUUUGGCGACAGAGCUGUGGAUCUGAUCCGUGAUCUGACCCGUGAUAGCAAUGAUCCGAUGCCUCCCUAUUGUCAUGAAUUGGUGGACAAAGUGAUAGAUGAGAUGAAUGAACUGAAUCAACAGAUCCAACAAUUUGUUCAAUCAAACGACGAGACCAUCGAAAGGACUUCAGAGGAAUAUCGGCACCAAUUAGUUGUGACACAAAUCAGAUUCUCGGCUCUACUCUGGAAUAAGCGAUGUCUUCUGUCUUAUCACUACAAUCGUGUGGAGCGCCUGAAACGCCUUCGAUGGCAAUUGGGAUCAGCUCUGCCUCAAGACAUCACCAAAAACCUAUCGCAAGCAGAAAUGGGAAUUGACUUGACUUUACAUCAAAAGCCUCCUAAAAGACUAUACAUUCAAGUUCGCUGUAAUACAGAGUACGGAGACUUCGAGUUAGACGACGGCACGAGUGUUGUCCUCAGCAAAGAUAGUAUGGUUCGUACCAUUCAUUUCAUGUCUUAA
Molecule: messenger RNA, 563 nt
Organism: Oppiella nova
Lineage: Eukaryota; Metazoa; Arthropoda; Arachnida; Sarcoptiformes; Oppiidae
Source: the annotation of a GenBank genome assembly